Molecule: messenger RNA, 2030 nt
Organism: Lagopus muta (rock ptarmigan)
Lineage: Eukaryota; Metazoa; Chordata; Aves; Galliformes; Phasianidae
Product: basement membrane-specific heparan sulfate proteoglycan core protein-like
Exons: 10
Coding region: 29-1102 (357 amino acids)
Source: RefSeq, a predicted model, not a curated record
AGCUGAGCGGUUGCACAAGGAUGGGACAAUGACGGUGGACGGCAGCGCCCCGGUGCAGCGCUCCUCACCUGGCAAGAGCCAGGGGCUCAACCUGCACAGCCCUCUCUACCUUGGAGGAGUGGAGCCCCCCCUGCGGCCCCCCACCAACGCCUCGUUCCAAGGGUGCAUUGGCGAGGUCUCUAUCAAUGGGAAGAAGGUGGAUCUGUCGUACAGCUUCCUGCGCAGCCGGGGCGUGGGGCAGUGUGGGCAGAGCUCGCCCUGCCUGCACGCACCCUGCCUGCACGGGGGCCGCUGCCUGCCCCUGCCUGCUGGCAGCCCUCCCUUCCGCUGCCUCUGCACCCCUGGCUUCAGCGGGCCGCGCUGCGAGCGGGUGGCCGACCGCUGCCUGGAGCACAACCCCUGCCUGCACGGCGGCACCUGCAAGGACAACGGCUGCGUCUGCCCCGAGGGCUAUGGCGGCCCCUACUGCCAGCACGGCGCGGAGCUGUCAGAGCUGGACCAGGACUGGCAGGAGGGCAGCGGUGGCAGCGACACGCCUGGGCAGUUCAGCGCCGUGUUCAGUGACGGCUCCUACCUGGCCCUGCCCGGCCACCUCUUCCCCCGUGGUGCACCUGAUUUGCAAGACACCAUUGAACUGGAGCUGAGGACAAGCAGCACUGAGGGGCUGCUGCUGCUGUGGCAUGGGGCGGAGAGUGGCAAAGCCAAAGACUUCGUGGGGCUGGGUUUGAAGGAUGGGCACCUGGUGUUCAGCUACCAGCUGGGCAGCGGCGAGGCCACCAUCGUCUCCGAAGACCCUGUCAAUGAUGGCGAGUGGCACCACGUGAUGGCGGCCAGGCAGGGCCGGCGUGGGUGGCUGCAGGUGGACGGGGAGGAGCCGUUGUUUGGAGAGUCCCCAGGAACCAACAUCAUGGCCAACAGCCAGGGCAGCGUCUACAUCGGCGGUGCCCCAGACCCCCGCAGCCUCACAGCCGGCAAGUUCCUCUCCGGCGUGUCGGGAUGUGUGCGGGGCCUGGUGCUGGCACCCGCAGGGACCCCCCGGCACCCCAUUGACCUGCGGCACGGCGCAGUGGGGGGCUCUGCCGUCGCCCCCUGCCCCUCCUAGCCUCCCUCUUACCCCCACACAGCCUGGGGGACGAGUUUUGUCGGGUUUAUUCUUAUUUUUCCAAAAAGCCACGAGAAAACGGUGCUUCGCUGGCCUGGGAUGGCUCCGGGGGCGCCGGGACCCCACAGGAAUGUUUACAGCCCCCCCUCCCCACUCCCGACCCAAGCCACGCUGGGGCGGCCGGGUCGCUCGGGUGCCUCCUGGGGUGGCACCUGAGUGGGGGGCACAAGGGACAAUCGUGGGUGUUGGCGGGGACAGCGGGCCCCCCCAGCCCCCCUGUGCUGGGACACCCAUUAAAGGAGAGAGAACGAGUGUGGGGGCCGUGUGUGGGUCUGCGCCUGGGGCUGUCAUCUGAAAUCCAGGAAGAACGGGGGCACAGGGCUCCAGGUGGAACUGGGGGCUCUGUGGGGGAAGAUAGGGGGAAGCCGGUGCUUUGGGUGGGGCACGGAGGUGUGGGGCUGGAAAGGGAGCACGGGGGGGUGCGGGCAUGGGGUUGAAUACGUGGGGGAGCCUGGAGCAGAUGCUUACGGAGGGGGGAUGCAUGGAUCCGCGGGACUGAUACGGGGGGAUCGCGGGUGCAGCUAUGGGGACCCGGGACAAGUGGAUGUAGGAGCACGGGGGGUCUGGAGGGGUGGGACGCAGGAUCUCGGGGGGACCGGACGCGGAUAUGAAGGUGUGAGGGGUACGGAUACAGGGCUGCGGAGGGAUUGGGUGCGGAGGAGGUUGGGCAUAGGGUCCGAGGAGGUAUGGAGGCGGCUGCGGGGCCCUGAGGGCGGUGCGUGAGACGGCGCAGGGCGGAGCUGACGGCCGCGGGGAUCAAACCGGUCCGACCCGAGCGCUGCAGGACGGCCGCGGCGUCGCGUAAUGGCGGCUGGAAGCGGCCUCGCCGGAAGCAGGCUCCGCCGGAAGUAGGCCCAGCCCGGUGCGU